This is a messenger RNA of Impatiens glandulifera, 1053 nucleotides long. Its product is annotated as putative E3 ubiquitin-protein ligase SINAT1. Lineage: Eukaryota; Viridiplantae; Streptophyta; Magnoliopsida; Ericales; Balsaminaceae. Gene Ontology annotation, molecular function: ubiquitin protein ligase activity; zinc ion binding; protein binding. The record is from RefSeq and is a predicted model, not a curated record. The transcript has 3 exons. Gene Ontology annotation, cellular component: cytoplasm. Gene Ontology annotation, biological process: multicellular organism development; ubiquitin-dependent protein catabolic process. The coding region runs from base 26 to 1006 and encodes 326 amino acids.
CGACAGGAUUUGUUUGAUUGAAUGAAUGAUGGCUCCUCCUGGAUCUACUGCCGCCGGAGAAGAAGAAGAUCAGAUGAUGGUGGAGUCGUCAUCGUACUCUUCGUCUCUUAUGAAUUAUUAUUAUGAUAAACAAGUACAGAAGAACACGAAAUGUAUAAGAAGAAAUACUGAUUUCAUGAUCGGAAAAUCUUCUUCUUCUGAUGGAAGUGGAGAAAGAAUGCAACAACUCCUUCAAUGUCCUAUCUGCGAGAAUUCUAUGUACCCACCAAUUUACCAGUGUCCAAACGGUCAUACGUUAUGCUCAGACUGCAAAACAAUCCGGGUGCAGAACAACAGGUGCCCAGAGUGUCGCCAUGAACUGGGAAACAUUCGGUGUUUAGCUCUCGAGAAAGUUGCAGAAUCGUUAGAACUCCCCUGCCGAUUCAAUGCGCUCGGAUGUCGCGAAAUCGUCCCAUACCGAACUAAACUUAAUCACGAAAAUAAUAACUGCACUUUCCGUCCCUACACUUGUCCCUACGCCGGCUCAGAAUGUUCAGUUACAGGUCAUAUCCCUUACUUAGUCAAUCAUCUCAAGGACGACCAUAAGGUAGACACCCACGACGGGUCCACCUUCAACCAUCGAUACGUCAAAUCAAAUCCAAAUGAUGUCGAAAACGCAACCUGGAUGAUGACUGUAUUCAACUGUUUCGGGAGACAGUUCUGCCUACAUUUCGAGGCGUUUCAGUUAGGCUCGACGCCGGUUUACAUGGCAUUUCUUAGAUUCAUGGGGGAAGAAAAUGAAGCGAGGAAAUUUAGCUAUUUAUUGGAAGUUGGCGGGCAAGGGAGGAAGCUGAGCUGGGAAGGAGUUCCGAGGAGCAUACGCGACUGUCACGGAAAGGUUCGUGACAGUCAAGACGGCCUUUUGAUGACGAGGAAUCUCGCUUUGUUCUUCUCCUCCGGCAAGGAUUCAGAAGAGGACGACUUGAAGUUAAGAGUCACAGGUAGAAUUUGGAAAGAAGAAGAUUAAUACUAAUAAUAAUGUAUAUUGCAAAUGUUUGAAAUCUACUUUUUUUU